Molecule: messenger RNA, 322 nt
Organism: Candidula unifasciata
Lineage: Eukaryota; Metazoa; Mollusca; Gastropoda; Stylommatophora; Geomitridae
Source: the annotation of a GenBank genome assembly
CUAGCGCAGGAGGAGAAAGAGAUUGAGAGAGAAGAAGCAGCAUUUUAUGAGGCAAAGCGAGAAGCUGCAAGGAUUGCCAGAUUGAAUAAAGACAAAGAGAAUGCUUCACGAAAUAAUAGUAAAGCCUGGUCCAAUACUGAUGACAUGACUGGUGACGAGGAUGAUUUUGAAAAUUUCCUAGCUACUGUUAAAGCUAGAUCACUGGCCACUAGAUCUCAGGCUAAUACAGCACCUUGUGCCUACCUACAACCGUCGGCAAACGGCAAAAAAAAAAAUAUACACAUAUCUGACAGAAAAAACACAACAGACUCUGAAGAGUCAU